Molecule: messenger RNA, 1356 nt
Organism: Aspergillus alliaceus
Lineage: Eukaryota; Fungi; Ascomycota; Eurotiomycetes; Eurotiales; Aspergillaceae
Product: putative monooxygenase
Exons: 8
Coding region: 1-1356 (451 amino acids)
Biological process (GO): secondary metabolite biosynthetic process
Molecular function (GO): monooxygenase activity; FAD binding
Source: RefSeq, a predicted model, not a curated record
AUGUUCGAUUACAUCUACCGUCUACUCAGCAAGCUAUCAGGAGGACAGGGAAACAAAGAUCAGGAACCAGCAAUGGUCCCCACCGCAGCCCACCUCGACAUCACAAUCGUGGGCGCAGGCCUCUCCGGCCUCGCAACAGCCAUAUCCUGCGCCUCAUCCGGUCACACAGUCCAAGUGAUCGAGCAAGCGAAGGAACUAGCUGAGAUUGGAGCAGGCCUCCAAAUCACUCCCAACGCCUCCCGCCUCUUCACCCACUGGCGUCUCCCCGAGAAGCUCUGGACCUCAGCCGCCGAACCAACAUCCCUAACAGUCCACAAAUACACAGGCGAGGUACUCGCGCACGAAGACUCCUUCCACACGCACAUCCGGGCGAAGUACAACGCGCCGUUCAUCGAUCUCCACCGCGUGGAUCUCCAGCAAGCAUUAUACGCCCGCGCAAAGGAUCUAGGCGUAAGAUUUUAUCUGAACGAACGGGCUGACUGGGUUGAUUUUGAGACUGCAACUGUGUUCACCGUUUCCGGGGGGGAGUAUAGGGGGGAUUUGAUUGUUGCGGCGGAUGGGCUUUGGUCGCGGUGUCGGGAGUGCUAUUUGGGGCGGAAGGAUGAUCCGCUGCCGACGGGGGAUCUGGCGUACCGGAUUGUGCUGAGAGCGGAGGAGAUAGGGGAUGCUGAGCUAAGGGCUUGGGUUGAGAAUCCGCAGUGCCAUUUUUGGGUUGGACCGGGGGCGCAUGUGGUGGCUUAUUCGUUGCGAGGUGGGGAGAUGUUUAAUAUUGUGCUUUUGGUGCCGGAUAAUUUGCCAAGGGGCGUGUCGAGGCAGGUUGGGUCUGUGGGGGAAAUGAGGGGGCUUUUUGAGGGGUGGGAUCCUGUGUUGAAUCGGUUUCUUGGAUAUGUGGAUACAGUUGAUAAGUGGAAGCUUAUGCAUCAUGGCGAGAUGGAGUCGUGGAUCAAUGACAAGUCGAAUCUUGUGUUCACUGGUGAUUCUUGUCAUCCGAUGCUCCCUUAUCUGGCCCAGGGUGCCAAUUCCUCUCUCGAGGACGGUGCCGUUCUCGGCGGUCUUUUGGGCCGCAUGAAGAGUAAAUCGCAUCUCCCGGAGAUUCUCCGGUUAUACGAGAGCUUGAGGAAGUCGAGGGGUGAGGCGAUUGUUAAGGAGACAUUCAAGCAGAGAGACGAUUUCCAUAUGUAUAACGGACCCGAGCAGGAAAGGCGAGAUGAGAUAUUCCUGUCACAGUUAGGGAAGGAUAUCAAGGGGGCGUUUCCUAGUCGAUGGACAUGUCCUAAUGUCCAGCCUUGGUUGUAUGGGUAUGAUGCGCUGCAGGAGGUGGAGAAGGCUGUUGUGCGGAAUCCGGAGUUAUUUUAG